GCAUAUCAAAUGUGUCAUCAUUUUCAGCCUUUGCCUGGGACUCAUCUUCCUGUCAGGAUUCUUCCCUAUGAAGAAUAAAAAUUACUUCAUCCUGAAGAGCGACAAGACGCUGCUGAUACCUUCCAUGCCUUGCCAUGCCAGGACUAACGUCAUGUUCCUCAAGACCCACAAGACAGCCAGCAGCACCGUCCUGAACAUCAUGUUCAGGUUCGCAGAGAAGUACAACCUCACCGUUGCCCUCCCAGCUGACCAGCUCGUCCACCUGGGCUACCCAAAGACCUUCCUGGCCCACUUUGUGGAGGACUUUCAAGCCAUAGGACAAAACUACAACAUUAUGUGCAACCACCUGCGGUUUAACCCGUCAGAGGUGCAAAAGGUGAUGGCAGCAAACACCAUCUACUUCUCCAUCCUGAGGAACCCCAUUCCUCUGCUGGAGUCUUCCUACGUCUACUACAAAGACAAUGUCCCUGCCUUCAGGAUCUCCAAGGACGUCAACGAGUACCUGGCGUCACCCAUGAAGUAUUACCAUCCGAAGGAUUACAAGAAAAACAUUUAUGCCAGGAAUAUCAUGUGGUUUGACUUUGGCUAUGAUAACAAUGCAAAGGACACCGAAAAGUACAUCCAGGAGGUCUUGAAGGAUAUUGAGCAGAACUUCCACCUGAUCUUGAUAGCAGACUACUUUGAUGAGUCCAUGAUCCUCUUGAAGCAUGCUUUGUGCUGGGAUCUGGAUGACGUGAUUUACUUUAAGCUCAAUUCCAGAAGCCAGGACACUGUCCAGACCUUGACUCCGGAAAGUGAGGAGCGGAUAAAAGUGUGGUGCUCGCUGGACUGGAAGCUCUACCUGCACUUCAACCAGAGCUUCUGGAGGAGAAUUGAGGAGAUCAUAGGAUUCGAGGAGCUGGAGAAGGAGGUAAAUCACCUGCGAGCGAGACAGAAGGAGCUCAUGGAGACGUGUCUCUCGGACCAGGAGGCAGUGGGGAAGGAUCACAUCAAGAACAAAGCUCUCCUGCCUUUCCAGUCAGGGGCUGCAAAUAUCCUUGGGUACAACCUCAGACAAGACUUAGACAACAGGACUCUCAGAACCUGCCAGAAAAUGGUUAUGCCAGAGCUCCAGUACACGUCCUAUCUUUAUACUCUCCAACACCCGCACAAGAAGAGGAAGCAGUUAGGCUUGCCCUUGCUAUGGACCAGUUUCCAGGAGAAGAUGCAGCUCCCAACUCCCAACUAG
Molecule: messenger RNA, 1228 nt
Organism: Phaethon lepturus (White-tailed tropicbird)
Lineage: Eukaryota; Metazoa; Chordata; Aves; Phaethontiformes; Phaethontidae
Product: galactose-3-O-sulfotransferase 2-like
Exons: 3
Biological process (GO): glycolipid biosynthetic process; glycoprotein biosynthetic process
Cellular component (GO): membrane
Molecular function (GO): galactosylceramide sulfotransferase activity
Source: RefSeq, a predicted model, not a curated record